AUGGAGAGUUUGGAGAUGCUCAACCUUUCCCACAAUAAUCUUUCUGGCUUUAUUCCAACGAGUUUUGAAGACAUGAAUGGGUUGUCGUAUGUUUACAAUACUACGAUGACUUUGAGGGUCCCCUGCCCAACAGCAGUGCAUUUCGGAAUGCUCUUCCAGAAGCAUUGCAGGGGAACAAAGUACUGUGCGGCAACAUUGGAGCUCUACAAUCCUUGA
Prunus armeniaca (apricot) is the source of this 216-nucleotide messenger RNA. The record is from the annotation of a GenBank genome assembly. Lineage: Eukaryota; Viridiplantae; Streptophyta; Magnoliopsida; Rosales; Rosaceae.